Plectropomus leopardus (leopard coralgrouper) is the source of this 4830-nucleotide messenger RNA. Lineage: Eukaryota; Metazoa; Chordata; Actinopteri; Perciformes; Serranidae. The record is from RefSeq and is a predicted model, not a curated record.
CCACUGAUGUCCUCAUGGUUUGCACCUCAGAUCGAGAAAAACCUGCUUUUUUAGGUUUUGAACCAAGUUAUUUUUGCACUGCAGACUGAGUUUUUGGCGCUUAUCUGCAUGAACACUGUGGCGGUAUGGCGUGCUGUCAGCGACCCGGAGACACCUGAUUGGCUGGACGGCAGGGCGGAAGUGCGUCUGGUAUCCCAGCUGUGCUGCUGAAAACAAAACAAGACAAGCUGCGACUGCACCAUGAUGGAUGAGCUGGUGCAGGACCUUGUGUCUGCUCUGGAGCAGACCUCAGAGCAAAGUAAGCUGGGGGAGCUGUGGGAGGAAAUGGUCCUGAGUCCCCUGCACCAGCGCCGGCAGAUCCGCCGCCGCAGAGGCCGCAAGCGCUAUCGCGAAUCUUCCCUCUAUCCGCUAGAACACAGACGAUGCUGGAUUGAGGCCUCUGAGUCCAGCUUGGACGAGACUAAAGGAUAUAGGAACAACUCCUCCUCAACCAUCACUGCCUCCGUGGCCAACUGCAGUGACUCUGACGACAUGACUUCAACCAACCGAUGGCGUUCUGUCAUGAGAGGCCCGGUCAGGACUAGGCAACCCUCCUGGCCAGAGUCUGACUCCUUCACGGAGAAUAAUCCAGGUCGGCAACUCAGGAGGCGGAGGAAGGUCAAACGCAUGACCUCAGAUGUUGCAGUUGGGCUGCAGCAGAAGUUAAAGGUUUCUGGUGUGGACAGAAGACGGAGACACAGGCCGUCUAAGAUGCAGCAUCUGUCAGGAUCGAAGAAGAGGUCUGGCGGUUGGGUGGGAGCAGACCGACAGUUGGAAGGAGCCAGGCUGAUGGGAAAGGAGUGCUGGAAGAGAAAGAUGGCCAAGGAACACCGAGAUGCUGCAGAGGAGAACAUGUCUGAGGGGGAAACCAGCAGCACGUGCAGCAGUGACCCCGGCCUCUUCACCAACGAUGAGGGAAGACAAGGUGAUGACGAGCAGAGCGACUGGUUUUUCGAGGGGGACUGUGGAGUCGGGACAGGUGUGGCUGGCCUGCUACCUGGCUGGGACUCAGACACCCAGCUUUCCAUCGAGGACAGCCGUCCCCCGCCCACCUUCCUGCAACCUGCACGACCCUCUAAAAGAGGGUAUCGGUAUCAUUCUCGUCUGAAGCGAGUGCCUGGCUCUGCUGCCUGCUGCAUCAGGAAGGACAGGAGGCGGCUUCCCAGCAAGGGCAACAGCAUGCCAAUGUUUGUAGAGAGACUGAGACACUUCUCCCAAGAUCCUUACCAGAGAGACUUUUGGCUGCCUCCUGUUGGAAAAAGAGACCGAUGCCAGUUGAACCCUUUGUGCCCAUUUCCAGUGUGUCCUAUUGACAUGGUGUCAGAGAGCUCCCGCCUCAGAUGUUCCUCCUCAAUCUGCAGAAACAGGCAGACUAAUGUCUCCUGUGCAUACCAGUCCUGGAAUAACAUCAGGAGGAGGAGGAAAGCUGUGUCUGUCACAACAAUAGCUAGCAACCCAUUUCAUGAGGAUCAUCAGAGAGAAGAGGCACAGGGAGCCAGUAACACCUCAACCCCAGACGAUGUGGGACCAAGUGCACCAAGUUCACAGAGUUUAUCUUUCCUCCUGGGGGACAGUGAGGAGACCUGAACGGGGCUGGACAUGGAUGCCUAAGUGACAAAGGAAAAACUAUUGUGCCAGAGAAUGAAAAGGCCAAUGCUGCACAAACUUCAUGACAAAGAAAAAAAAAACACAAAGCACAUCGUUACUUCUCAAAUCAGCAUGUUACUGCUAGAUCCAGUCUUUCCAGGUAGUGUAUUAAAGCAUGACAAAUGUUAAUGCAAUCAAGCCUUGUUAAGCACUCUGCCAUCUCCUCAAAGCAGCUUCAAGAGGCUCCUUGUUUGACUCAAGACUGGAACGGCUCCUCCUGUUUCCACACACAGUCUCCAGGCCACCUGCUACCACACAAUCCAACAAUUAUGUCCACUCUAGUAGCGCAGCGUUUGUCAGCGGGAGCGGGAUAGUCAGGUGAGGCUGGAUGGCCGGGAGGGGGCGGGGAGUCUGCUCCACUUUACGACAGACACCAGCGGCUGUGCAGGAAGCACGUAGCUAGCUCCGAGACAGGCGAGCAUCAGAAUGUUUAGCAACCACAUGCUGCUACAGGGUUCAGAGAGGCGACCACCGGUAGAGAGCCACACAAAGUACAGGCCUCCUAUUAGCAUGGAUUUGAAAAGCUACAGUUUGUACAAAGGUGCUCAUUAGCACAACACAGGGGGAGCGUAGUCGCCAUCCUCGGAGGGCCGCCUCUGUUCUCUUAAGCUUACCUUCCAUAUUCAAAUUCGUCCAAAUGUAUUUAAGUUCAAGGCCAGCUGCAAAUCUGUUUGAACAGCCUGUUUUUCAGCAGUUGUGGAUUAGUUGCUUUUGGGGCUGUGCAGAAAGGAGUCGGAGGAGCAUUUGGAGACAGGAGAGGAGAGUCGUACACUGUAUUUUCACCUACCCUUGGGGUAUACAUUUCCCCGGCUCCCUCGGCAUCAGAUGCAUUAAAAGAUCAAUGGCAGCAUACAGUGAGAUCAAACACAACACUUCUCACCGAGCUGGUAAACACGCAGUAUUUUCAGAAAAAUGCAUUCUAAUAUAAGAGUCAAGUGAAAUACAUUCUGCUUGACCCCAACAAUGUAGGUGAUAACUAUCUUUAAAAACACAGUCGCAUGCCUAAUCUCUACUGGUGUCUUUUACAGCAAAAUGUUGCCGUGAAGAGAAACUGAGUUUUUUUUCUGAAAUCUUCCCAGCAACAAAAGGCACAGGUAUGCACUUUCUACAAUGAUUACAAGAUACCUUUUUUGUGUGAAAUGGACUGCAUUAUCAUCAGCUACAUUCUGCAUGUCUUUCUCAGACACUUUAAAGCCGUAUUUAAGAGAAGAAUCGCAUUUAGUAGAAUGAGAUUUGCCAAUUAACGUGAGUUAUAUGUCUGCAAUAAUCUGUCUGAGAAGGCUUUAUGUGAUCAUGUUGGCCAGGGAUGACAUUUAUAAAUGCUGUGUGUGCACACUCGUCUAAAUGGAUGCCUCACACAAGACAUCCUGCCACGGGAAUCAGUCAGUGUUGCGACAGAGAGCCCCCCACACACACACACACACACCUCCCCCCACUCCUUGCUACCACCGCUGCAGCUUGACCAGGAGCACUGCGGGCUCUUUUCUCACCAGUAAUAUAUAAUCCAGACUGAAUACAUUCAUAAUUAGAAAAAAAAUAUUUGAUAAAUACAUUGGUGGCUUCUUUAAGACAUAUGCCCCUGGAUGUGUUGACAAGUAUUGACUGUGUAGUGUUUUAAGGAGAGCUUCUCGCCGUUGCCCAAUCCGUCAGUCUGUGUUUUGGUGCCAAGGCAUUGACAGGAAAGGAAGACGCAUCAGUUCGGAUACAGUUCCAUCAGUAGUUGAAGGGGAAACACCUUUCCUGCCUCGCUGGUAAUUAGCAGUCACCAUAAUGACAUCUCAGCCAGACCAUAUGCCCCAAAAUGUAUUUCCAAUGGCCAGGAAGUGGGGGAAUGGCUUCCGUGCAGCCAGUCAAUUGCCCUGUUACAGUUAAGGAAUCAGGCAGGCUGGUACCACUCAUAUUUCAUCCCAGGUAAAGAUUACCUGUCAGACCCAUGGGAGAUGUAUUGAUCUGUUUUCCUUUUUCCGCCAGCAAUCACCUGACAAAGGCACCUAGGAGGCGAGUGAAUGAGUGAUGCCUGGUCUGUCUGCUCCAGCAUAGUGGCUUCUAGUGUCCACUGAUGGGUGGAGAGGUGAUGAGGAAGAGGAGAGAUAAUGCAGUCAUAAACUCUGUUUGAACCUCCUCUGUAUGCAUGCAGGGCAGCCCCUUGGUUCCCCCGGGGUCACAGAAAAAUCUUGCAAGGUGUUUUGCUUUUAUACAGGAUAGCUGGAGACUGACAGCGAGUGAAUGGGGUUAACAGUCAGCAAAGGGCUGCAGGUUGGAAAUGAACUCGGGCCGCUGCAAAGGACUUUGCUCACGUGAGGCACACAAUCUACCAGUUAUAUCAAAAGGAGAGACGGGGUGAGAGGAUGCUUGGACGUCCCAGCUCCAGCUGCUUAGGCUGCUACGAUAUUCAGUAGUCAGGCCGGACAGUAGUGGAUGACAGUGAUCCAGCAUGGAGCCUGGGGCCUAUAAAUGGCACGUGGUUUUGCAUACCUGCCAGGUGUUGUGCGUCUCAACCCCCCCCCCGCCUGGAUCCCGUGCUCCAUGGUGAGGUGCACGAUGAAAGGCCUCGGGUGGCCCAUCAAAGAGCCCAUUGAGAUCCAGCCACGAGCAGGACAGAGGGCCACAGUGUGGGCCGUGGAAAUUUGACACCCUCUGACAGAAGCUCCAUACAGCCCACUCAGGGCCACGCUGACAGCAUCGCUCGCAGGAGAUCAGGCAUGUUCUCAUUCACUGCUACUGGCUCACUACCUGCUGACCCGGGCAGAGACACCGUUAGAGAGACACAGAGAGAGAGAGUGAGAUGUUUACAGUCAGAGAGAGAUUGAGCUGAACGAACAUGUGACAUAGACUAUCUUAAGUUUUAAUAUGUUGUUUAUCUUCCAUGAAAAAAUUAUAAUCCAGUUAGAUAUUUGCAGCAAAAUAAAAAAACAACCAAAAAAAAAGAGAUCCGAAUAUUUUACAAAGCUACCAUUACUACAUUACUACUGCAGUGUGCUGACCUUGAUGUGACAUGACUUUUGAUCUGUGCAAGGUUAUCUGAUGAAUGAUGUUUUGAUUCGUGACUGACAUGAAAAUUGUGGGUAUGUGUGCUGGACAAACAAAGUUAAACUGGGUGCCACUCAUUGAAUCUACACUACGUGUGUCAUAAUGGCCUCCGAA